This is a messenger RNA of Rotaria sordida, 1626 nucleotides long. NCBI's taxonomy places the organism in Eukaryota, Metazoa, Rotifera, Eurotatoria, Philodinida, Philodinidae. The record is from the annotation of a GenBank genome assembly.
AUGACAUAUUCAACUGGCGACAGGCCAAUCGGUUUAGCUGUCGGUGAUUUCAAUAACGACACCCGACUAGAUAUUGUUGUAAGUAAUUCCGGAAAUAAUACCAUAGGUGUCCUUCUCGGAUAUGGUAAUGGUUCUUUUGCAAGUCAAAAGACAUAUUCAACCGGUGCUUAUCCAUUAGCUUUAGCUGUUAGUGAUUUUAACAACGAUACCCGACCGGAUAUAGUCGUCACUAAUUAUAAUGAUAACACUAUUGGUGUUCUGCUCCGUUAUGACAGAGGAGCUAUGAAAAACGAAAUUACAUUUACGUCCAGUACUGGUGCCCAUUUGAGAAGCGUUGCCGUUUUUGAUUUCAAUGACGAUAGUCUAUUGGAUAUCGUCGUUGCUAAUUAUGGUACUAAUAACCUAGGUGUCAUUCUUGGAUAUGAAAAUGGCACUUUUGGAACCGAAAUUAUGUUCUCAACGGGAUUAAAAUCUCAUCCUUGCUCAAUUGCAAUUAAUGACUUCAAUAAAGACGGUCAAGUGGAUAUUGCAGUGGUCAAUUGUGGUACUAAAAGUCUUAGUACAUUUCUGGGAAAGGGGAACGGAACGUUUGAAAGUCAAGCAAAUUAUAGCACUAGUUUCGUUUCUGCUCCAUUGGCUGUUGGUGUUGGUGAUAUCAAUAGUGAUGGACGUUCGGAAAUUAUUGUUGCAUACGAUGAUACUGAUAAUUUGGAUGUGUUUGUUAUAUAUGACAUUGGAGAUUUUUCUCAUCAAACGACAUAUUCAACUGACCCUUGGCCAAGAUCAGUAGCAUUUGGUGAUUUUAAUAACGAUACUAGACUGGAUUUCGUUGUCACUACUGUGUAUUACAAGAAUGUAGCUGUAUUUCUUGGAUAUGGUAAUGGCUCUUUGGCAAAUCAAAUGACAUAUUUAACUGAAAAUGGCUCAAUCUCUGUAGCUGUUGGUGAUUUUAAUAACGAUGCCCGAUCGGAUAUCAUCGUCGCUAAUUAUUUGAACAACACUAUAAGUGUACUUCUUGGUUAUGGGAAUGGCUCGUUUGCAACACAAAAAACAUUUUCAGCCGGCUAUUAUCCAUAUUGCGUAGCGAUUGGUGAUUUUAAUAACGACAGUCGACUGGAUAUCGUCGUCGCUAAUUUUGAUAGAAAUUCCGUAACUGUGCUUCUAGGAUAUGGUAAUGGCUCUUUUGCAAGUCAAGUGAAUUAUUCAACUGGUUCUCGGUCACACUCUGUAGCUGUUGGUGAUUUUAAUAACGACAGCCGACUGGAUAUCGUCGUCGCUAAUUUUGAUAACAACUCUAUAAGUGUACUUCUCGGAUAUGGCAAUGGCUCUUUUGCAAGACAAGUGAAACAUUCCACUGGCACUACACCAACAUUUGUUGCUGUUGAUGAUGUUAACAACGAUAGCCGACUGGAUAUCGUCGUCACUAAUGGUGAUGACAACACUGUAAGUGUACUUCUCGGAUAUGGUAAUGGUUCUUUUGCAAGUCAGAUGAUAUAUUCAACCGGUAAUGCGCCAAUCAAAGUAGUAGUUGGUGAUUUAAAUAAUGAUGCUCAACUGGAUAUUGUUACUAAUAGUUAUCGUGACAACACUACAUUAUCGUCUCCAAUUAUGGUACCAACAAUGUAG